GUCCAUGACAUAAAAGCCAAGCAUGGGCAUCUCCUUCGUACUUGAGCUCAAGUGCACCAGGCGUCAUGUCAGGAAAUAUGGCAGAGGGUAUGUCAAAGAACGUCUUCGACGAUAGCUUUCGGGUGAGCAUGAUCAUGGGUUAUCCGCAAUUUUAUCCACCGGCCUACGGGGGAGAGUAUACGACAAGAAGUACAGGGCUCGAUAGUCGACGUCGAGACUCUGGAUUUGACGAACCGGAAGAUCGGGAAUACGAUCCGAACGAUUACCUUUUGCAAUCCUGGCUCGCGGAGUCAGAAGCCAAAGCCAAGACGAUCUCCACAUUCUGGUCGGGUCUAGCUCUCAUCCUCGGGAUGAUGACCACCUUACAUGUGACUGAAGGCGUGCGCUUUUUGGGGGGCUACUUCUUCAACGUGGACACUUCCAACAUCCCUUAUCUUGAGUCGGCGAGUUUUUUUGUCUGCUGGUGUACCGUCUUGCCGCCGUUGUUUUCCGAUGGGUCGACAACGUUCCUCCUCGAAAAAGCCGAGGUUCGACCGAGCUCUAUCCGUUCAAGCGCAUAAGUUUACGGGCCAUCGUUGCUCUCCUGGAUGACUUCCUCGACCAGAACGUCCCGCAUUUGAUUUUCUUCGGACCCAUAACCAUACUUGAUUUAGAGUUGCUGGCUGCCGUCAAAAUAGAUGGAUUGAUUACGAGUAUCUCAGCUCCCUUCUUACAGACGAAUGGGUCAUCAUUCCUCUCGGCCUGAUAGGGUGUUUUCUUUUUUUAUGCAUAUGGAGCUGGCAACUUGCGCAUGCCCACCAGUGCUUGUGGAGUCGUGCCUGCGAAAGAGAC
Messenger RNA from Saitoella complicata NRRL Y-17804, 831 nucleotides. RefSeq lists its product as uncharacterized. The record is from RefSeq and is a predicted model, not a curated record. The coding region runs from base 66 to 560 and encodes 164 amino acids. The transcript has 2 exons. NCBI's taxonomy places the organism in Eukaryota, Fungi, Ascomycota, Saitoellomycetes, Saitoellales, Saitoellaceae.